AAAUAAUAAAAGAGCGAAACUUAGCGAGUGUCAUCACAAUUUUUAAAAAUAAAUUAAGCGUUAUCUCCCCCCUCGCAAAACUUCCGACAUUUUCCGUGAUUCCUGGCCCAAGAAGUUUGUCUCUAAAGAAAUUUUGAACAUAUCGUCUUAAAUGUCAAUAAAUUUAGGUAUGCUACAUUGUUUUUGCUAAUAUCGGUUACGUUCAGGUGAUCUUUUGAAAAUUAGCUUUCCCCAUUUAAAAAGAAGAUUGAGCACUAAAUACGAUUUUACGUUUACUGAUCUAUAAAUAGAACAAGAUCUCCAGCACCGUAUGAAGUCAACAGAGACCGAAGCUGUCCCGAAUGUUACCGUAGCAAAAUAGCUAUGUCGAUUAUUUUUAAAUUGUAAAAUGUAUUUUUUGAAAAAAUCUUUGUAAAGAAAAAAAAAAUAAUUAAAUCAUCCUUAGCCUUAAAUACAUUAGCCUUUCAAAAGUUUCCUAUAAAUUUUUAACAUUUUGGUCAUUGCCACUGUUUAUUUAAUUUCAAACAAUGAAAGUAUGAAUUAAUUAAAUGAAUUUGAAUUAUUUGAAUUAUUAAUUAGCUUAAAUUAAAUAGUUAAUAAUAGGUUUAAUAAAUGAAAUUUUAGGCUUAGGCAAUGUCAUAUUUAUUUAUGUCAAUAAUUAAAUGUGCAUAUCAAUUGUCAAUGGCAAUCCUGUAAGACUUAAGUUUAUAGGCGGAUAUUAUAGGCAUAGGACCCUGCCUUCUAACCAUUAUAUUUUUUGUUGAAAUAUAAAUAUAAAUAAUAUAAUGCAUGCGCUGAUGUCACCUACGCUGAUAUCACCUAUGUGCUUUACUUAGGUUUAAGUUUAGGCUGAGGCUUUACGUAAUAACUAAAUGACUAAAUACUCAUUAUUAUAUAAUACAAAGGUAGUGAUUGUUUGUUCAGCAAAUUAUUAUUACUAAAACAAUGUAAAAAAAUCAAUUAAUAUAUUUCAUCAUAAUUCUCUUUAGAAUUGGUUGUCUUUCAGGUACAAUAAAGUAAACAUUUUCAAAAAUGCCUGAAAUUGUACUAGGUGAAAAGUUUCCCUCAUUUGAGAGUUUGAAAGAUGCAAUUGAUCGCUACCAACGAGCAAAUAAUGUCCAGCUGAUAGUAAAAGAUUCAAAACUGCUUGGGAGAAUAGCUAAAACAAUGCCUAAACUAAUGGAUGUGGUUAACAAGGAAAUUAUUUACUAUCGUCUAUCUUAUGCUUGCGAGUACCAUGGAGAAUAUCGGUCUAAAGGAAAAGUCAAACCUAAUCAUGUGUAAGAUAUUUACAGUUAAUAUAUAAGUUUAUUUAUGUGAAUUUAUGAGCAUUCAUAGCAUAUUAUUAAGACCAAAAAAACAGUACAUACUGCAUAUUGGAUUACAAAAUAAAAAAAAAGGUUUCAGUUAUCUGUUUGAUUUCCAAGUUUUUAAUUUCAGGGUUAGCAAGAAUGUUGAAAUAACUUACUCUGUUUUAAAGUUCUAUAAAAAGAAUUCAAUAAAAUUAUUUAUACCACAGUUGGACCACACACAUGAUUUAUAAUCACUUACACCUUUACAAAUUUUAACAUCUAGAUCAAAACGAAGAGGUUGCCCAAUGCGAAUUCUUCUAAGACUUGCUGAGGAUUUGCACAAUCUUGUUGUUUAUGAAUUAUUUGACCAGCACAAUCAUGACUUAGAGCCGCGUGAGGAGACAAAAACCCCAAAGCAGCAAAUGUUUAGAAUGUCUCGAGUAAACUCAACACGCUACAUGCUCACUAAGAUGGAGGAAGGAGAGGGAGGACAAAUGGUUGACACAGAAAGUAAGCUUGAAACAAAAAAAUUGGAUUUGGUUUGCAAUAAAAAAGGAUUGAAUAUUAAAAAAAAAAUUAAAAAAUUAUCAUUUAUUCUAUCAGGGACUAUCCAUAAAUGAGGUCACCCAUCGGGAGAUGGGGUGUCACAUUUGGGUGACCAUGCAUGAUGAGAAGGUGUUUAAGCAAUGUGACCUCACAUAGAAAGCAGAACUAAAAAAGAACAACUUUUACUGAAUAACUAAUUUUUACCAUUAUAAAUGAAUUUAUACACCAAUUUACAUGAUUAAAUUUUCAUUCUUUAAUUUAGUGAAUGUUUGAUUUUGACUGAUUGUAUUUGAUGCAAUAUAUUCAAUUUUAAAAUCUGAUCACCACGAUUAUUACUGAGCUUAUAACUACUGCCGAGCACUGGUAUACAGGAUGCGAGGUGUCAUUGAAAGUCAUGAUAAAUUAUGUAAAAAAAAAAAGUAGAGGACAGAAUUCUGGGUAUUAUGAGUGUGUGAAGUGGGAUGGGAAGAAAAAUAGUUGACAUGGAAAAAUUAUUUUAGGAAAUGUUCUUGGGAGAAUGUUGAUUGGCCAUAGGUUUGUGGCAUAAUAUUUUGAAGGGGAGGGUUUGAACUUUUUGUAAGGAUGGAGAAGGGGAUAAAAAUUGACCCAAAGAGAGUGAUUUCAUUUAUGCCUUUUAUAUUUUAUCCAUUUAAGGUUUAACUUGCAUAAGUUUGCUCAUCAUCAAAUAUUUAAAAAAUAGAGAAUAUUUCUACUUACAGAAGUAGAAAUUUAAUUCUGAAGCAUUUAUUUAUUUGUUUUUUUGUGUGAAGGAAUCUUAAUAUAUACUGGGUCAUUCAUUAAUAACAUUUUGUAUGCAGUUACUAAAAUAUUUAUAAAAUAAAUGGUUGUAACCUUUUAAUUUUAUUUUUUCCAAUGAAUAGCAAGCAUUGGUAAUCAGAUCUUUGAUGAAGAGGAUGAUGGACAGGGUAAUGAUGAUGGAGGUGGAAACUCAACAGGUGCAUCAACAUUCCCCCUGCCAAGAUUAAUUGGUAAUGGCACAAAAAGAUUACUAACUGCCAGUGAAAUGAAAUCUAGUGAUGCAUACCAAGAACUUAAACGGCGAAAGCUUUUACUUGAAAACCGAAAACUUGAACUUGAAGCCAGAAAGUUAGAAUUAGAAAACAAAAAACUUGAACUUGAGCUUAAAUUACUUGAAAAAAGACAGGAGGAUGGAGAUCAAAAUGUUGGUGGAAACACAUAUUAUGUAUCUCAUGUUAUUGAUGAUAAAGAUGGUAUUACAGAUGGAGGGGGUGCUUUUUCAUCUUCAGCAGCAGAAGUUAUCAAAUCUCUCACAGGGCGAGGCCAGCCAUUUCAGAUCAUCACACAAUGAGAGAGUAGCGGAAAGCUUUCUUAAUGUAAGAUUAUUCUGUAAAUAUUGCAACUGUUGUUUAUUAAAUCACACAUGUCCAAAUAAAUGGUAUUAUAGUGAUGAUGCCCACAACUUAGAGGAAAGGCAUGAGAGACUGGGCUAACAUAAGGGUGUAACCAUGUAAGAAUUUAAAUAUCUUUUAGACUGCAAAGUCUAUGCUACAACUCUAAUGCUGGCACAAAAUGUGAUGCUGUAAUCUAUUCUACCAAUAAAUUUAAAAAGUUGUUGAGAAAAUUAGCAUCUUUCAAUACAUCUAUUACUCAACUGCCAAUAAUUUGCACCAUGUUUAAAACUGUAUUUAAGAUGAAUAAAUACUACAUGCAUUAAUAAUUGCUUUUAAGUUACCUUGUACAUAAUAUUACUAAUAUUUUGUAAUAAAAAAGAUUUCCAUUGAGGUGC
Molecule: messenger RNA, 3606 nt
Organism: Lymnaea stagnalis (great pond snail)
Lineage: Eukaryota; Metazoa; Mollusca; Gastropoda; Lymnaeidae
Source: the annotation of a GenBank genome assembly